CUACCUCCACCGCUGGAUUCUGAUGUCUCUCUUCUGCUGCUGUAUGUCUGGGUUGGAAGCUGUUCUUGCACAGGGCACACUGACUUAAACCGGAUUAUUUCAUCCUGUGCUUCAUUGGAAGAAGGACUCGCACAUUAUCUGUGUUACAGGCAUCAGUGGAUAAGCAGGCACAUGUCAGCUAAGAUUAGAUGGUCAGGAGAUCUUCAAGUUUCACCUGGAGAGGAAUGCUCCAUGGACACCGUUGUAUGAUGUCCUGAGGACAACCUUGAGGACCGAGUCCCUGGAGAAUGCUGAAAGAUAUGGAAUUUCCCUGCAAAUGACUUUGCUGUAAGAUUUGGGAGGAAGGAGAUCUGCUUCUAAUGGCAGAGGGGGAUGGGGGUACUGUUAUGUAAAGGGAGGCUCCUGCAAGGAGCCUUCAAACUUCCCACCUGCAACCCCAAGGAGGGGCACAGCCAGGGAACAAGACUUUGUGUACUUCCACUGUCUGAUCGCAGGGGGGUCGUCAGUACACCCACUCCACAACUAAUCCUCAACUCACACACCAUGCUCACCGUGCAGUUGCUCAAGCAGUGUGCGCACACCUGGAGGCUGGUAUAGCACAUUUGCACAAAUGACACAUCUGAGAAGCAGGGUGCAGUGCUGACUUCGGACUCCAUGCCCAGCGACGCACCGAUAUAUUCCUCCCGGCAGCGUCCACACCGGAGUGGAUUUCUUUGCUUGUGUAAUGCAUUCUAUGCAGUGUCUGCGCUGGGAUUAGCACCUGGUCCCGGGGUCCCAGACAGCAGUCCAUGCGCCUAUCAGUCCCCGACGCGUUAGACAUUCAUCCACCAAGACUCAGGGUAGACUCAUUAACCUCCAGGCACCGCCACGAUACUCCGGACAUGAUGGCACCGACAUGGACAAGAAGGAUCUACAAGCUCAGGUAUCGGCUAUCGUGCAAGUUGGUGGGUCCAACUGUGCUUUAGGAUCCGUCCUAUAUGGUCCAUCCUUCCUGCUUUGAGGGCUUAUUCUCCGUGUAGAGUGAGUGGCCAACACUUGUCACCUGUAUGACUGCACCAGAGGCCAGCUUCAUAUUCGGACUUCUGGACCUGCUGUUGUUUUUCAGAUCGUUAGUCCCCCUAAGCCAGGUUUUAUUUAUGUGGACAACUAUGUUCUGGAUCUUGCUGGAUAAGAGGGAUAAUCUUACCCCAGGAAUGAAAAACGCGGUAUAAUUUAUUUUUGUGAUACUUUUGGAACGCGGAGUUUAAACUCAGUGGCUGGGUGACUUUGCAAGAAGGAGAGGUCCGUUGACCACGCCCCCUAGGAGCCUCAGUCAGUGAUUAGGUGUCAGUGGAUAGAGUUCAUCUCCUUGGGGAAGAGCUGGAGCUGCCUGCAGAGGGAGCCGGGUAGCCAUGGGGUUGCCUCAUGGGAGGGCUGCCCUGCUGAGAGUUGCUCUCCUACUGCCUGUGCUCAGCAAGUUCCUGGCAAGCUCCAGCCAUCUAUCAGACAACCAAGUUGUUCUUCUUGAUACUACAACAGCAAUUGGGGAAUUAGAAUGGAAAACAUAUCCUGUAAAUGGGUGGGACGCCAUCACAGAAAUGGAUGAGUACAACAGACCUAUUCAUACUUACCAAGUGUGUAACGUGAUGGAGGCAAACCAAAACAAUUGGCUGCGGACAAACUGGAUCUCUCGCGACGCAGCACAGAAAGUGUUUGUAGAAAUGAAGUUCACUCUCAGGGACUGUAACAGCAUCCCUUGGGUGGUGGGGACCUGCAAGGAGACGUUUAAUCUCUACUACAUGGAGUCCGAAGAGGCUCAUGGAAUAAAGUUCAAGCCGAGUCAGUACUCUAAAAUUGAUACAAUUGCUGCCGAUGAGAGUUUUACACAAAUGGAUUUGGGAGACCGCAUUCUAAAACUCAACACUGAAGUUCGUGAAGUGGGUCCAAUUACUAAAAAGGGAUUUUAUCUUGCAUUUCAAGAUAUAGGGGCAUGCAUUGCUCUUGUGUCGGUAAGAGUGUACUACAAAAAGUGCCCAUACAUGGUAAGAAAUUUGGCAAUGUUUCCAGAUACUAUUCCAAGAGUUGACUCCUCUUCGCUUGUGGAAGUACGUGGCUCCUGUAUAAAAUAUGCAGAGGAACGGGACACUCCGAAAUUAUAUUGUGGGGCAGAUGGAGAUUGGCUUGUACCUCUUGGACGUUGCGUCUGCAGUAUUGGGUACGAGGAAGUGGAUGGAUCCUGCCAUGGUAAGGAAUCUACUGUUUCUAUAAUAUUAUAG
Messenger RNA from Spea bombifrons (plains spadefoot toad), 2255 nucleotides. Its product is annotated as ephrin type-A receptor 6-like. The transcript has 3 exons. Lineage: Eukaryota; Metazoa; Chordata; Amphibia; Anura; Pelobatidae. Gene Ontology annotation, biological process: axon guidance; protein phosphorylation; cell surface receptor protein tyrosine kinase signaling pathway. Gene Ontology annotation, cellular component: neuron projection; membrane. The record is from RefSeq and is a predicted model, not a curated record. The coding region runs from base 1392 to 2255 and encodes 287 amino acids. Gene Ontology annotation, molecular function: ATP binding; protein binding; transmembrane-ephrin receptor activity.